Molecule: messenger RNA, 960 nt
Organism: Saprolegnia parasitica CBS 223.65
Lineage: Eukaryota; Oomycota; Saprolegniomycetes; Saprolegniales; Saprolegniaceae
Exons: 3
Coding region: 43-918 (291 amino acids)
Source: RefSeq, a predicted model, not a curated record
GGUUACGGAGGAUCCCGAACAGGCACGACGCAGCCGUCGUCGAUGAGCGGCCGAGUCGACGGAACAACGACCAACCAGCGCAACGGCUGCUCACGUGGGAAGAUGGCCGAUGACGCGCCGGAGGAAGCGACGAUCGAGGCGCUCGAGGCCGACAUACAAGUGCUGGCGGACCAUAUCAAGGACUUGCAAGAUGCACUCGACGCAAAGACGGCUGAGAGCGUGCGCUGGAAGACUGCCUAUGACCAUGUGCAUGAUGACCAUGUGGCCGCAACCAUGGCGCUGGCAACGAUGCGGCAGACGCUGCAGGCAAGCCAACAAGCCAAUAUCGACGUCACAUUGCAGUUGGCGCAGCUCCAGCAGGCGAGUGCCCGAACAGAAGACACUUCAAAUGACUUGGCGCGGGCGCUACGGCAGCAAGAAACACACGCCCACCGCCUCGAGCAAGAGCUUUGCGAGCUCCAACGACGGCAGCAGCAGCAUGAACGACUUCAAGCCGAGUGGGCGCAAGAGAGAGCGCAGUUGCAACGGGCGCUGCAGCUCGAGCAAGAUCAGCGCAUGGACCUGGAAGCCGAUGCAGUGCACCAAAAGCAUCUGCACCAAGCGGCCAUCGAGGCGCACAUGGCGCAGCAAUCAAAGCACAGAGACAUACUGACGAGCUUGCGCCAGGACGUUGCGCACCUUGAGAAAGAGCUUAUUGAGGCACGAGCACCGCCAGUACCGUGGGCCCAUCGCACUAUGCCCCCACCAGCGCCACGCAUUGCACCACUGCGGGUGCACGCCGAUCUCGUUGAGAUACCGGUCACCGAGUCGAUCUUGCCCAACCGAGUCGACGAUACGCACGUCAAGUCCUCAACGUCGACGCUUGCCAAGCGGGCUGUGCCCAAGUACGCCCAACACAUCUUCCCGAGUCCCACGUAGACCCUUCUCUUGCCAUCGUCCGAGACCUUUAGGUAUAAGUAC